Messenger RNA from Pseudomassariella vexata, 1266 nucleotides. RefSeq lists its product as uncharacterized. Lineage: Eukaryota; Fungi; Ascomycota; Sordariomycetes; Amphisphaeriales; Pseudomassariaceae. The transcript has 2 exons. Bases 1 to 1266 code for a protein of 421 amino acids. The record is from RefSeq and is a predicted model, not a curated record.
AUGCGCUGGCAACGUAACGUCUUCAACCUUGGCGUCCGAGCCAAUGGUGGCAUAUUGGCAAGGCCCGGCGUCGCUCAAGGCCCUCACCCCCAGACUAUACAGCUACAACGGGUCAAGAUUCGACGGAAAUGGCUGAAGCGCGCAGCUACGGCUGGCGUCAUCUACGUCGUCUGCUAUGAGGUCUGGACAACUUCUGUGUCUAGCGUUCUCACCAAGUUUCUCAAAGACGUAGAACCGAUCGAAAAGGAGGAAGAUACAGAACCGCUCUUCAUUGCCUUGCCUUUCACGCAGAAAAUGGUCGAGCCCAAACCGUACAGGGGCUCCGAUCCCGAAUGGCAGGCGUUCGCUAAGUUCAGCCGCGAUGUUCCGCUUAUGACGGGUGUGCACAAGGCUGUGGCGGCGUAUGCGAAGAGACAGGUCGAGCUUCAUCCUCCAACAAUCAGAGCAUGUGGUCAAGAAAUCAAGGUUAGUCGGUUAUGGGUGGAGUUUCAAUACCCAUACAAACCGCCACCAACAUUUGAGAGACUAGGAAUCAUGAUAGAUGACGAGGGCAUCUCCAUCGCCUCCGAAGAGAUCGAUCCCGCUCUUGCCUUCAAGAUCAAUCGCGCUCUAUGGCCCUCGGCACUCACACAAUCCCUAUGGAGCUUUAGCACAGCUCUGAUGAAACAGAAUUUCUUGGGCGUGGUGCAAUAUCUUGGCUUCAAUCCCAAUCCAAACAAUACCUCGGCCAAUGUACAACAGGCAAUCGACAAAAUGCGUCAGCGGAUCGACAAAUCACAGCAACCCAUGGAGAAGACAGAAUCGAAGCAUCCGAGCCCAAAUACGCUUCCACAGGCAACAAAACCGCAGGGAGCCGAGGGCUCUUCGGCGUCAAUAGAUAGAUCCUCUGCUGAUACCCCCCAUACAACCACGCGACCGCUACCAACCAGCGGCUCCGUCUCACCAAAUGGACCACCACUUGGCAAGCCACAGUCUGCAAAAGACAUCUACGGCAUCAACCAAGUGUCGGAACACACGAGCGGUCCGUUGCAGGCUUUCAAGAAGAAGUUUGCCCAAACGUGGAGGCCGUGGCGGAUGCCACCCAACUACCCGCCACGGGGCUCCUUAAAGGUUUUAGGCAUGGUGGAGCUUACGGGACCACGUGGGAAAGUCGUGGUGGACGUCUUCGCCUGGUUUAAUCCCGCAACAAACACCAUUGACACGAGUACCAUAAAAAUAUUCUUGCGGAGUGUGUCGCCAAAGGUACAGGAGCCAUUGAGAAAUUGA